Messenger RNA from Colletotrichum scovillei, 1587 nucleotides. RefSeq lists its product as uncharacterized. The coding region runs from base 98 to 1114 and encodes 338 amino acids. The record is from RefSeq and is a predicted model, not a curated record. The transcript has 2 exons. Lineage: Eukaryota; Fungi; Ascomycota; Sordariomycetes; Glomerellales; Glomerellaceae.
CAGCUGUGUGCCUUGAAUUUCCCACAUGCGAAAGCUCAAUGCUUAUGAGUUGAUCGGCGACCAUGCUCCAUAGGGUUGUUCUUCAGUAUCAAAAAACAUGACUUUCAUGUCAUUUAUCCGCGAUGAGCGCAUCAUCCUUGUUGGCAUUGGCGCCGCUACGUUUGGCCUGGUCACUAUGAUGACCCAGAUGCUGACGUACAUUCGCGACGACAACGAAGUAAAAGUCACUCCGCCAAAGACGCAGUACAUCACUCAAGAAACCGAAGACGCGCUUGGCCUUGAUACUCUCGACAAGCUGCUAUGCCACCCCAACUUCUCCAUUCGAGAUGUUGCCAUCAAAAUACUUUGCGAUCGUGCUGUAAAUGACAGCGGUACGGUGCGACAGCUCCUCUACGGCAUUACGCGACCGGAUUACGAUACUCGUAUGAAGAACCUUCGUGCCCUGGCAACGCUUACUGGGCAGACUAAUGACUUCGCAGAGGGCCUGUCGAAGUUGCACACAUGGAGAGCGUACUCUGCCCUUGUCAGAUCCCUUGAACUGAGUCUCGACGAUACGGAGCAAACAAAACUCGACGACAAAUACUGGGACGAAUACUACCUUCGCGAUAUGGCUGAGAGGUUCUGCCUCAUGUUCGUACUCGAGCUCAUCACCAAGUACGGUGCCGACAUGUUGGUCAAGGCCAAAUUCGUGGAAAAGUGGUUGGCCAAACAGCAUUGGGGAGACACCGAAGCCGAAAGGCAAGAAAACUUCAUUUACUACAUGGAGCACAAGAAUAACCGCAUCGUCGACAUUGUCACGAGGAUCGCACACACUACCCAAGGCGCAAAGGCGAUCCUCGCCUGCAACCUCGCCGCCAAGACGAGUUUCGACCUCAACCCGGACACCAACUUGGCCGGAUUCACCAUUGCCUUGCAGUCCACAUUGUGCAAUGCAGACGUUGAUGACGACGCGGAAGCGCUGCAAGCAGUCGAGCAAGUCCCUCGAACACGAGAGCACUCGGCCGAAGAACAGCGUCUUAGGCGGCAGCACCGGGAGGCAAUGGUGUUCAACGACGGUACCAGACCGAUAGGAAGGGAGGACAUAAUCGAGAGAAGCCACGAUUCGCCAAGCUAAACACCAAGCAUGGUUCCAGCAGAAAAGAAAAGAAAAGAAAACUCCCAGCAGUACGGGCAGGAUCGCGAAAGUGGCCGACAGGGAUACACAAUGUACGCUCAAGUAUAGAUUCGGAGACAGCAUCAACAUCGCAACGAGUGACAGGCGACGUGCCUCCAGGUUUCCUUUGGAGGAACUCCGACUCAGCACAGACCAGCGAGAGGAUGGAUAGCCAGGGACACUCUUAAGCCAUCGAUAUUGUGUAGGGGUAGGGUAGCCUCAUAUCGUAUAACAUGAGUUGGACUAAAGGCACGCGUCAAGACGCGGCAUUUGUGCGGAGCCGGGAGUACAGCAUUCGCGUCUAAUUGACACGGGAGAUGGGAGACUCGACCAGAGAAUUAAAGGGGGCGGGCUUCUUCCGCGAGCAACAAGCCUGCAUGGGUGCAGCAAGCUUAGCAGCAGAACACCAGCGAUAGAUAGAGUUAUGACGAGAC